Molecule: messenger RNA, 2671 nt
Organism: Bradysia coprophila
Lineage: Eukaryota; Metazoa; Arthropoda; Insecta; Diptera; Sciaridae
Gene: TM9SF2
Product: transmembrane 9 superfamily protein member 2
Biological process (GO): protein localization to membrane
Cellular component (GO): membrane
Source: RefSeq, a predicted model, not a curated record
CGUUUCGAUAAAUGAUAUGGUUGAUACUGAAGGAAAAUUUUUUGUCUCUGGGAAUUAUAUUUUUUCAAUCUUUAUUCAUUGAAAGUUUAUGUUGUAGACGCAAAAAACCAUAAAUAACCGAAUUUUUAAACAUUGUGCUGUGUGUGAACAGUUUGGAAUAGUGACAAUUGCUUCAGUUAUCCAAAAGAAAUAAUGAAGCGAAAAAUUCUCCCAAUUUUGAAGUUAAUUUGUGUAUUUUAUCUAUUUGGAUCGACGAAUGCAUUUUAUUUACCCGGUUUGGCACCAGUUAAUUACUGCAAAAGUCAGGAAGCUUCUGAACCAUGCAAAUCGGAAGUUAAACUGUAUGUGAAUCGACUCAACACCGAGGAAUCGGUAAUUCCGUAUGAAUAUCAUCAUUUCGAUUUCUGUCCCACUGAUGAGGCGAAUUCACCAGUCGAAAAUUUGGGUCAAGUCGUAUUUGGCGAACGAAUACGACCGGGACCGUACAAAAUCGAUUUUCUUCAAGACGUUCAGUGUAAAAAGGCAUGUACCCGUACGUACAAAGGUGGCGAUCCGGAUAGUGACAAACGUUUGAUGGUUUUGAAGAAGGGAAUGAGCUUAAAUUACCAGCACCACUGGAUCGUCGACAAUAUGCCAGUGACGUGGUGUUAUCCAUUGGAAAAUGAUCGCCAAUUCUGUAGCACUGGAUUCCCUAUGGGAUGUUUAGUGAGACAUCAUCCGGAUGGAGAGGAUAGCUGUCCGAUCAAUCCGAAUUACAACAAACCCGGUGUCUAUUACUUAUUCAAUCACGUCGACCUGAUUGUCACAUAUCACAGCGGUGAAAUGGAAGAAUGGGGCGUUGGAUUCAAGGAAAAUGGUGGUCGCAUCAUUUCGGUAAAAGUGGUUCCAUCGUCGAUAAAGCAUCCGAAUCCCGAAUCAUUAGAUUGUACCAGCCGGGAGCCUUUAGAGAUUUCAUCGAAUGCCAUUCCGAACGGUCAGAAAUUGGACAUUACGUACACGUAUUCGGUCAAGUUCAUCCAAAACAACACCAUCAAAUGGUCGUCACGAUGGGACUACAUUCUCGAAUCAAUGCCACACACUAAUAUCCAAUGGUUCAGCAUCCUAAAUUCGUUGGUUAUUGUGCUGUUUCUGUCUGGCAUGGUUGCCAUGAUAAUGCUUCGGACAUUGCACAAAGACAUUGCACGUUACAAUCAAAUGGAAUGUGGUGAGGACGCGCAAGAAGAGUUCGGAUGGAAAUUGGUUCACGGUGACGUUUUUCGACCACCACGUAAAGGAAUGUUGUUGUCGGUGUUCCUUGGAUCCGGUGUUCAAGUACUGUUCAUGUCGCUGGUAACGUUAGCAUUUGCUUGCUUGGGAUUCUUAUCGCCAGCUAAUCGAGGAGCUUUGAUGACUUGUGCUAUGGUUUUGUACGUGCUGCUAGGAACUCCAGCUGGAUAUGUAUCAGCACGAAUCUAUAAAAGUUUUGGCGGCAUCAAAUGGAAGAGCAACGUUCUGUUAACAUCGAUGCUAAGUCCUGGUGUCGUUUUUGGACUCUUCUUUGUGAUGAACUUGGUGUUAUGGAGCAAGGGCAGCUCUGGCGCAGUUCCUUUCAGCACAUUUUUGGCAUUAUUGGCAUUGUGGUUCGGAGUGUCGGUUCCACUUACUUUCGUCGGAGCAUACUUUGGAUUCAGGAAAAGGGCAUUGGAGCACCCAGUUCGAACCAAUCAAAUACCUCGUCAAAUUCCGGAUCAAUCGAUUUACACUCAACCGAUACCCGGCAUCAUCAUGGGCGGUGUGUUGCCGUUCGGUUGCAUUUUCAUUCAACUUUUCUUCAUUCUAAAUUCAAUUUGGUCCAGUCAAAUGUACUACAUGUUCGGAUUUCUGUUCCUCGUAUUCCUGAUUCUGGUGAUCACAUGCUCGGAAACGACCAUCCUCUUGUGCUAUUUCCAUUUGUGCGCCGAAGACUAUCACUGGUGGUGGCGAUCCUUUCUCACAUCCGGAUUUACGGCAGUCUAUUUAUUCAUUUACUGUUGCCAUUAUUUUGCGACGAAACUAUCGAUCGAAGAUGCCGCAUCGACGUUCUUGUACUUUGGCUACACAGCGAUCAUGGUAUUUCUGUUCUUCCUGCUCACCGGAACCAUUGGAUUUAUGGCGUGUUUCUGGUUUAUACGGAAAAUCUACAGCGUUGUUAAGGUGGACUAGACAUUUAAACGAAUUUUGUGAGUGGAGAAGGACAUAGAUGACCGACAUGGAAAUAAUAUAAACGAAAAAGAUGUGUUUGCUGAGCGGAUAACAUGGAAUGAAAUUUGUUUCUUCUUUUUGUUUACAAACAGUAAUAAUUAAAUGGAACUACACCAACGGCUAUGAGCGGUUGACUAUUUUUAAGUUUUUUUUUUUAAUUCGACCGACCAAUCAACAAAGUAAAAUAAUUUUUUUUCAACUAAUUUGAGCAAGGAAUCGAUUCUCGGUCCAUCUUUUUCAUUUUCUUUUAUGUGAUAAAAUUAUUGCGAAGUGUCUGGUCCGGCUACAGAAGUGAGAAAAGAAAAAGUUUUGUUUUGUUUGAUCUCAAUGGUCAGAGAUGGGACGGGAUAGGCAUUAUGUGAAAAUUACUAUUAAAUAAUCGGGAGCGUUGGAGCUGCCAAUUUUUGUACUAUCCGAAUUCUGAUUCUGAAACAAUCUAUGGCGAGAAUAG